Cotesia congregata is the source of this 1914-nucleotide messenger RNA. The record is from the annotation of a GenBank genome assembly. Lineage: Eukaryota; Metazoa; Arthropoda; Insecta; Hymenoptera; Braconidae.
AUGUGUUGCGAUGGAGAUGAUGAAGAUGAACAACAACCCGAACAUCCCAGAGUUCGAGGUUGUACUGAUAUUUUUUGGUUGUGUUUGUUUAUAAGUUUUUGGUUUCUUAUGAUCAUGAUUGCUGCAUUUGCUUUGGUGUAUGGUAAUCCUAUGAGGCUUGUCCAUGGUUACGAUAGCUUUGGAAAUACUUGCGGAACAAAAAAUACUCCUGCUAUCAAACGAUCCGAUUUAUAUGCUUUAGAUAACAGCGAUAAGCCAUUAUUAUUUUUCUUUGAUAUGAAUGAUCUUAAACAAUCAUUCAAAAUCUGUGUGAAACAAUGUCCAAAUCGUUUAAUGGUAAAUAUCGAUAAUAUUUGUCAAUUUUAUAAAGAUACUGGCUCACAAUUAUGUUUUGAUGACCCAAAGUUUGGGGUUAAUGCCUGUAAUUAUAACAAUCAACAUAACUUAACGAUGUGCCCAAAACCUCCAAUUUACGAUAGUACUCCAAUUUUAAAUCGAUGUGUGCCCAAAAUUGUUAAAGAUGUUACGUCUGGUCUUGUUUAUAAUUUAUAUGGCUUACUUAAUUCUUGGGAUGUUAUUGAACAAAUUUUGGGAGACUUAUACAAAACAUGGAGAGAAAUUUUAUUCUUAUCUGUUCUAGCUUUUGUAUUGUCAUUAUGUACAAUAGCAAUUUUUCACUUACUGGCUACUUUUGUAACAUGGAUUGUUAUGGUGUUAGUUAGUGGUACUAGUUUACUAUGGUGGACUUACGCAGAUAUUAAAAAAACCAUAAAUGCUACGAACCCAACUGAACUACUUGAAGAAUCUUUAAGAAAUGAAACUGCUUUUCUAGUAUUUUCAAUUAUUGCUACAGUUGUAACGAUCGUUAUAAUUUCACUUGUAUGUGUACUUCGGCGACGAAUAAGUUUUAUGGGUGUUCUUUUUAAAGAAAGUGCUAAAUGUCUAGCAGAAUUACCUGGAUUAUUUUUGCAACCGCUAUUAACAUUUUGCGUUCUUUUGUUAUUUUUUACCUUCUGGAUUACCAUCAUUAUUUGUCUUGCUACGUCAAAUCAUCCUGCUAAUAAAUCCAUUUUUAUGUUAAAUUCAUCUGGAAGUCCUACACUCAUCAAUCAACAAUCCGACUAUAAUACAGUGCUAGAAAGACAAACAUCUAAUUUAACUUUUAGAGAUAUUUCAAAACUCACUCUUGUUGAGUACGUGGAUGCAGUUUGGAUUAAAUACAUGUGGUGGGUAUACAUAAUAGCAUUAAUUUGGGUAUCUGAAUUUAUUAAUGGAUGCCAAAACCUUGUAAUUUCCGGUGCAGUUGCUCAUUGGUACUUCAGAGGUAAAGAAUCAAACUCGUCACCAGUGUGCUCUGCGAUUGGGAAAUUGGUUAGCUAUCAUUUAGGUUCCGUUGCUUGUGGGUCAUUUUUGAUAACCCUAUUUAAGUUGCCGCGAUUGAUUUUAAUGUUUUUACAGCAAAAAUUUGAAAAGACUAAAGAAACUUCAGUUUGUUCACAAUGUGGAUUAAAAAGUUGUAUUUGCUGUUUUUAUUGCUUGGAAAAAUUUAUAAGAUACAUCAAUCAUAAUGCUUAUACAGUUGUCGCUAUUGAAGGUGCAAGCUUUUGUCGAGCUGCUAAAAUUGUCUUCGUAACAGCAGUCACAGGAAGUAUUGGACUUUUAGUUCUGAAACAAGACCCUAGAUUACAUUUUUAUGCAGCGCCUAUUUUAAUAAUAUGUAUUUUUGCUUUUUUCAUUGCGCACUGUGUCAUUUCACUUUAUGAAAUGAUAAUUGACACAUUAUUUUUAUGUAUUUGUGAAGAUAAAAAUCUCAAUGGUGAAAAUGGUAAAUGGCGACAAUCGAAUCUUAUCCAAAUUGGAUGUAACAACAUGAGUUCCAAUGGUCAACACGAGUUAGCUCCUAUGAAUCAAUAA